Trachemys scripta elegans is the source of this 558-nucleotide messenger RNA. RefSeq names its product peptidoglycan-recognition protein SC2-like. Bases 1 to 558 code for a protein of 185 amino acids. The record is from RefSeq and is a predicted model, not a curated record. Gene Ontology annotation, molecular function: N-acetylmuramoyl-L-alanine amidase activity; peptidoglycan binding; zinc ion binding. Gene Ontology annotation, biological process: innate immune response; peptidoglycan catabolic process. Lineage: Eukaryota; Metazoa; Chordata; Testudines; Emydidae. The transcript is spliced from 4 exons.
AUGCUGCUGCUGACGCGGGUCGUGUUGCUCUCAGCGCUCUGCGCCGCGGCGCUCGGCUGCCCCCGCAUCAUCUCACGCCGCCAGUGGGGGGGGGCCCGGCCCCCGAGAAACAGGGUCCCACUGAGGACCCCAGUGCCCUACGUCAUCAUCCACCACACGGCAGGGAACCGCUGCUACACACAGGCCUCCUGCAGCCGGCAGGUCAGGGGCAUCCAGAACUACCACAUGGACACCCAGCGCUGGCCCGACAUCGGCUACAACUUCCUGAUCGGCGAGGACGGCAGAGUCUACGAGGGCAGAGGCUGGAGCAGCGUGGGGGCCCACGCCUACAACUGGAACUAUAAGUCGCUGGGAUUCAGCUUCCUGGGCAGCUUCUCCAGCAGAGCCCCCAACGCUGCCGCCCUGAACGCCGCCAAGAGACUGAUCCAAUGCGCCGUCUCCAAGGGCUUCCUGAGCCGCAGCUACACCCUGAAGGGGCAUCGCAACGUGAACCCGACCAGCUGCCCCGGGAACGCCCUCUACAGGGUCAUCAGCAGGUGGCCCAGGUUCAAAGCCUGA